This is a messenger RNA of Pelobates cultripes (western spadefoot toad), 9309 nucleotides long. The record is from the annotation of a GenBank genome assembly. NCBI's taxonomy places the organism in Eukaryota, Metazoa, Chordata, Amphibia, Anura, Pelobatidae.
AUUAGUGUUAGGCCAGUAAUAUUGUCAUUUUGACACCAAUUAAAGUAGAUCUAUGCAUUUCUUUUUACAGUUAGAACGAAGCUACCAGAGGUUCACAGCUUUUUAUGCCAGCCGUCACAGCGGGAGGAAGCUAACCUGGUUAUACCAGUUGUCUAAAGGGGAAUUAGUUACCAAUUGUUUCAAAAAUAGAUACACCUUGCAGGUAAGUAAUGGUGUUUCAUUGUAAUCUUUUAAUUUAGGGGACUAAGAGUAUAAAUCUUUUCUUUGAGACAUUAUUUAUCAUUAUAAAGGAACACUCUUGUAUCCUAAGGCACUUUAUAUUGCUGAAAUGCUUUUUUGUGAAGAGCGUGUCCUCUUAUUUUUGUUUUACAAAAAGUGCAGAUUUGUAUUGCAAUUGACAAUAUAUCAGCAAACCUAGUUACACCCCCUUGCUGUCAAUAGAUAACUGGUCUUUUUACUUCCUGGUUGUUUGUUUAAGUGGGGAGUACAUGGUUUGCAGAGACUUCUCAUUAAGCUUUAUUGGGAUGUCUGAUUGGACAGCCACAUAAAGUCUGGACUAUGCUAGAAGUGGAGGGCCUGCAAAGGCUUCAGACAAGAGAUCUGUUUUUUUGCAAGCUGUUUUUAGAUAUAUCCCCAUUGAAAGAGAUGCAUGCAUGUUUUUAUUUAGAGUUAUACUUAGUAAAGUGUGAUUUUAUUUACUUUUGGCAGUCGAGUGCCCCUAUAAGCAUGCACUCUUCUCUUUUUAGAAACUAAAGUGCUUAAAGGUAAUGAAAAUCGAACGUUUCCAUUAUAGUUUGGUCAAAACUUGAUUCUUACCAGCCAUCCCACCUCUUAUAGUUGACUAAAUGUAGGCCAUCUGGGCUAGUCAUAUUAUAUAUAUAUAUAUAUAUAUAUAUAUAGUCAUUUUAAAGGAACACUAUUGUCACCUAAAUUACUUUAGCUAAAUAAAGCCGUUUUAGUGUAUAGAUCAUUCCCCUGCAAUUUCACUGCUCAAUUCACUGUCAUUUAGGAGUUAAAUCACUUUGUUUCUGUUUAUGCCGCCCUAGCCACACCUCCCCUGGCUAUAAUUGACAGAGCCUGCAUGAAAAAAAAAAAAAACUGGUUUCACUUUCAAACAGAUGUAAUUUACCUUAAAUAAUUGUACCUCAAUCUCUAAAUUGAACUUUAAUCACAUACAGGAGGCUCUUGUAGGGUCUAGCAAGCUAUUAACAUAGCAGGGGAUAAGAAAAUCUUAAUUAAACAGAACUUGCAAUAAAGAAAGCCUAAAUAGGGCUCUCUUUACAGGAAGUGUUUAUGGAAGGCUGUGCAAGUCACAUGCAGGGAGGUGUGACUAGGGUUCAUAAACAAAGGGAUUUAACUCCUAAAUGGCAGAGGAUUGAGCAGGGAGGCUGCAGGGGCAUGUUCUAUACACCAAAACUGCUUCAUUAAGCUAAAGUUGUUCAGGUGACUAUAGUGUCCCUUUAAGCAUCAAAAGCAUUUCACACCUAGGCACACCUUCUUUUGGCUGUGGAACUUAGAGCCUCCCUUCCAGAAAAUCUAGCUCUGUGUAGGCCUCCUCUUAUGUUCUUCUCAGCUACAGAGAAACGGGGUUGGGUUUUUUUUUUUUUUUUUUUUAGGAAUGUUGGCAGCAGCAUGUUGUAAGAGAUGUUUUACCUUUACAUGUUUUACCUUGCGGUUUAUUGAUCAAUGUAAAUUAACUAUGGUGUAAUUUUUUAGUUAGAUAUUUGUAUAAAAAGUAAGGCAUAUCUUUCUGAUCUAGGCAUCCACGUUCCAGAUGGCAAUCCUGCUACAGUACAACACAGAAGAUGCCUACACAGUUCAACAGCUAACAGACAGCACACAGAUAAAAAUGGUAUGGUUUUUAAAUCUACCUUUUUUUUUUCUUUUUUUUUUUCUGUAGAUUGUCCGUAUGCCACUUAACGUUUCUUGGUGUACUGAAGUAGUUUUGUGUGUGUAAUUCAUAACAUAUAUAUCCAAAUGUUCUUACGGACCUCACACUGAGGUUGAGUCAUCAUAUAUACAGAAAGUGCAUGUUAUAUUUUAUCUUUUACAGGACAUCUUGGUGCAAGUUCUUCAAAUUUUGUUAAAGUCUAAAUUAUUGGUAAGUUGUUUCUCAAAUGCAUCUAAACAUUUAAUAAAUGGCAAUUUUUAUUUUUUGGAGAUAUUCUAGGGUCUUAAAUCUGUUAAGGAUGACCAGAUUUUCAUUGUGAAAGUUUAUAACAAAAAAGAAAUAUUUUAUUUGAGAAUUGCAUCCUCCUUUUCUUAGUAUUUGAAUUGUCUUCCAAGAUUUGCUUUUUUCUUCAGGUUGCAUGAAUAGCAAUUAUUGAGUCUUUAAUAUAAGUCCUAUGAUUUGAGAUGAAUGGAUAUUUAUAUCUCUAUUCUCAUGAGCAUAUUCUUUUAUAAAGAUAAAUGUUUGAAAUGGUGUUCAUAUAUUUUUACCUCAAAUAUUUCCAAAAACAAAAAUGUGUGUGUAUAUACCUCACAAUCAUAGGGCUUGUAUGAAAAUCAUUACGUAUAUUUAAAGAGACAUUAGAGGAUAAAUAUAUAUGAACACCAUGUAAUAAACGUAUUUAUCUUAAUAAAUGAACAUAUUCCGUUAUCCAUAAUUCUUUUUUUCCCUCUCUCCAUCUCUAGUCAUGCCUUAGGUGGGGUGCACUGCCUAAUAGUAGUUCUUGUCUGACCGCUUAAUUUAAUAAUUUUUUUCUAAAAAAAAAAAAAAAGGUUUUAGAAGAUGAAAAUGCAAAUGUGGAUGACGUGGAGUUGAAACCAGACACCUUAAUAAAGCUUUACCUUGGCUAUAAAAAGUAAGUUAUAGUUCUCAAACUGCCAAAACAAUAAUUGUAGGAACAAUGUCCUGAUCUAGUCUUAAUGCUUAAAAAUGUAGGAUUACUUCUGUCACUCUAGCAAAUAAUCGUUCCUAUAAUAUUAACAUCCAGAACUGAUGAAAAGUAGUUUUGUUUUUUCUUUGUUUAGUUUGGUUUACUGUAUGCUGAAUAUAUUUAAUAUUGAUUUAAUGUUGAAUUUUCAUUGUAUUAUUUGAGUUUAUCUUCAAGAUUAGCUAGGAGUAUAUAAAACCAUAUCCUUAUCACUUGAUUUUUCUUGUACAUAUACACUUAGGGGUGUAUUCACAAAACUGAUAACUUUAGGUGCAAAUAACAUGGGGGUAUAGAGAAUCAUCCACCUCCAGUAUAAGCAUAGCUUGGCUUUGUUAGCCUACAUCAUUUUCAUUUGCUUUUCAGUCUGCUGUAGUUCAGUGUUUAGUGAAUAAAACUGAGUUCAUGUUAAGGAAUAUAAUUGUAAAAACUCUACAACAGUGUUCUGUAUUAUCCAAUAGGUUGCCUCUAAGUUUUCUGACAAACUUUAUUGAUGUCUUAAGCGAAAAACAUAAAUGAGCUUUUAAAGAGAAAUAAAGCUAUUAUAAUCCGUGAGCCAUGGGCUGUCUAGUUACUGUUAACGUCCUAUUUCAUUGCAGUAAGAAAUUAAGAGUGAAUAUCAAUGUGCCCAUGAAGACUGAACAAAAGCAGGAACAGGAAACGACGCACAAGAACAUAGAAGAAGAUCGGAAAUUGCUUAUUCAGGUGAAAUACUAUAUUAUUGUUCCUGUAUAUAGUGUCUCGUCAUUAUCGAUGCAUUGGUUAACUUAGUUUGUGUAAGUCCAUUUGAGGUGCUCUUUUUAAUUUUGUUGUUUGCAUUGAUGGGCUGCCAUUUGGAAUGUAUUGAUGCCUAAUGUGUGUAUUGGAAGUAUCAAGUAGGUGGUCAGAAAACCAUUCUACAAUUUCAAACACUAUUCACAAAGAUGAACUCCAAUUAGUCUUUAGUCCAAUCAAAAUGCAGUGUCUGUUAAAAAAUUUUUUUUUUAAUUCUUUAUUUUAGUUGUGCAUAUGAUAACAGUCGCUUGUGAGGUACCCCAAAGGCAGUCCUCUAGCGCGUGAUAAACAGUUUAAACAUUAGGGUAGACUUUGGAUCCAGCACAUUUUUUGCGGUUAAUAAUGUUAUGAUCAGUAUAUAUUUACUUUGCUUAAGCAUUUCAAAGCAUAACACGGAACAACAUCGCUUGUAUCUUUCUAGAUAGAAGGGUUUUACGCUAUGUCAUAAGCUAGUCAAACAGAAAAUAAUUAUACUAAACUUACAUGAGCAAGAGUAAAGUAACACAGUAUAUAAUUAGGAGUUUGCAGGCUAUAAUCACAGAAGUAUUUGGUCACUGAUUGUAACUGAUCUAGUUCACUGCACUGUCUAGAAAAUACACUUUAGCAUCGAGAUAUGCAUGCUUGUGAGACGUGUGGUAGGUGCUAAUAUGGACAUGCACAAAAAUGUUUGUAUUUUAUACAUCAUGCAAUAAACAUUUAAACAUUUGUUGAUUUGCAAUGCCUCAUUGUUACUUAUAGCUAAAGUAUAAACAAGUUAGGCUAUGGCAUAUGAUAGUUGAGUGUAUUUUCGACACGCCAGGUCAUGUAUACAUAUAACUUCGAGUGUCAUAGCUAAGUACACUUUUGCUUAUAGUUAAAUAUGCAGGUCUCAUGUUAAACAUAAUAAGAGAAAAUGGUAAAAUAAAAUAAGAAAUUAGGAAGGCUUGUUACUCGUGUUAUAGACUGAAGCUUAAGGCAUAUUGGUAGUAUGACCUAUAUGUGGGGGGGGGGUGCUGAGAUAUGGGACUCAAAUCUUAAACAACUUAAAAACUUUAGAGCUCUGUUGGGCAAGUUAGUCUAAAGGGACAUUGCUUGGCUUAUUUGGCUGACAUUGACCAUUAGGGAUAGCAUACCAAAAGAGUAAACAUGCUUGCACUUAAAUCAACAAGGUUGGCAGGACAAUAUAAGCAGGAUAGUGUCCGCUGGGGUGGGAUGGAGGUGGUGAUAAGGCAGCAGGCUAGCCCCCAAUGCGUUCCCGAAAGUCAGCCGACUCCCAUAGUCGGUAUGUUCCUGGUGCCUGCAAGUGAAGCGUGGGUGGUGCUCAAAGGUAGUGUCCACAGGUCAUAAGUGAUGCUCAGAGGCAAUGUCCACAGGUCAGUAUUGCUUCUCCUGGCUGGGGUCUCUAUGCGCGUGUGGUAGUGGACUCGCCGUACUGUUCGGGCGUUCCAGCUGCGGCUCGAUUUCCCCAGUCUCUGGCUCCGGGCCUUAGCGAGAGCCCCCGCCUUGUGACCAUGGAGCCUUCCAGACACGGUGGUUGGCUCGGGGGCCCGCGGGUUCUCCCUGUCCCGGGUGUCCCCACGGGUGUAUGGACGGCAUGGGGUAAGCCCCUGAUGGGCUCCCAGCCCAGAAGAAUGCCGGGUAGUCAGGGCGGCAUCUUUGUACGCCUUUUUGAUGGGCGCUGCUGGUUUGGUUUUUGGUUUGGGUUUACAGACCUCCCUCAGGGUUUGUGCUGGUAGGCCCGAGUUGCUCUGUUUGGGUUGUGGCUCGGCGGCCUUCUUGGUAGCGCCAUGCUUGCUGCUUUUACGCCUCUCGCUUAUUUGUGGUGAGGCCGUCGGUUUCAUUUUAGCCUCCAGCUUGCGCCAGAAAGUGUCGAAGAGUGCUUCCAGUCUUUGCCGGGUCCCAUACUGUGGGUCUGUAGGUUCAAGGGGAAGUGUGGCGUCCGCCAUGUUGGGUGCAGCAUCUUGUUGCAUGCUUCCCCGCGCUUUUCCCCACUGUUCCCGCUCCAGUCUCGUUUUGUCUCUCAGGUGUGGACCGCGAUCACCCCCGACUGGGGACGGGGACGGGGGGGGGUGUAACAGGGUUCCCGCUUGCGUUGUGUCAGCAUUUCGUGGCGCCGGACCGGGGGAUCGGCCGCCUCUCCCGCUCUACGGUCGCCAGGCCUCAUGGCGCGAGUCGGUCUGUCAGCCGGUUUCAGAGUGAUCCCAGGCUGCAUGGUUGGUUCAGUGCCCUUUAGUGGGUCAGAUGAGACCAUUUGGGUUUCUCUUUUUUAAAGCUUUUAGGGCUGAAACGUCGUGUUUUGCCCUGUGUUCUGAGGAGCUCUGCAGUGGCACGUCUAUCUUCCAUGCUGGUCAGGCCCCGCCCCCCGUGUCUGUUAAAUUUUAACAUCAGUCAAGUUGUGCCACUGACAUGGCGCUUUGAAUUUUUAUUUUUUAUUUUAUAUUUUUUAAGUAACACUCCUACACCAUAAACACUUUAACUCACUCUAGUGGUUAUAGUACCUGGAGUGUCUUGAUGUCCCCUGUUAUAAUCAGUUAAACUGUUUAAGAAUAGUUCACUUCAUUCCUGGCACUCGUGCACACCAUUUCCUCUCAGCAGCCAGUAGAGUUAGGAGCUUGUGUUGGCUGCACCGCAGUGCAGGGCUAGCUCAUUGACUGAGUGUAUAAGCUGAUCACUCUCAGCGAAUGAACUAGGCCCUGCAUUGCUGGGUUUAGCUCUGACAGUUUCCAGCUGAAGGGGGGCAGCACCUGGUAAAUUUCAAAUUGUUUGACCAACAAUAAUGGGGCACUCCUGGCACCUCAACCACUACAGCGCACUGUAGUGAUUAGUGUUUGGAGUGUUCCUUUAAUACCAGUAAAGUAGUGCACUCACCUUGUUUAAAGUGCCCAAAUACAAAAUAAUAUAAUAAAAUAUCUAUAGCUCUAUCCCAAAUGAUAACUUGCAUGCAUUUUAUUGAAGGGGCACUAUAGUCACCAAAACAACUUAACUGCUUAAUGAAGCAGUUUUUGUGUAUGGGUCAUGCCAGGGAUGUUUCUCUGCUCAGUUUUUAACUUAGGAGUUAAAUAACUUGUUAAUGAUUAUACAGCCCUAGCCACAGUAAAUUGAACUUUAAUUACAUACAGGAGGCUCCUGCAGAGUCUAGAAAGCUAUUAACGGAGCAGAAGAUGAGAAAUUCUAAAUGAAACAGAAUUUGCAAUACAGGAAGUGUAAACCUUAAUGGUUAUUUACAGGAACUGUUUAGAAAGGCUGUGCAAGUCACAUGCCUUCGUUGAGACUAGGGCUGUCUAAACAAAGUGAUUUAACUCCUAAAUGGCAGAGACUUGAGCAGUGAGACUACAGGGGCAUGAUCUUCACACUAAACAACUUAAUGAAGCUGAAGUUGUUUUGUUGGCUAACGUGUCCCUUUAAGCAUUUUUUAAUUGGGGGUAUAUCUAAAAACUGUUUGCAAAAGCUGCAGUUCUCUUGUCUGAAGUUCUCUUUACUCGGACUACCCAAUGCAGCUAAUUGAGAAGUCUUUGCAAGGCAGGUGCUCUGGGCAAUCACAGCCUCUUAUUUUUAGGUCACUGAGCUAAACAAACUCAAAGUAACAGGACAGGUUAUUUGACAGGCAAGUAGGGGUUGGAGUGUGCAACUGUUAAUUUACAAAAAGGCCAAUUUCUAUUGAAAACUGCACUUUUUGCAAAAAAUGAGAAAAUGGCUUUUCAGAAAGCUAAAGUGCUUUAUGGGUCAAGUGUGUCCCUUUUAACAUUGUGAGAUUCUACAUGUAACAAUGCUCAUUUUAACUUAAUUAAAUCUGUACCACUAUCAGUGACCAAGUUUUUAUAACCUCGUUAAAGCUUUGCGUAAUACCUUUUUCUUGAUGGCGAAUGACUCCAGCCAUUUUAAUCUUCCCCCACUUUUUUUUAACACAAAAACAAAAGGCUAAAAUGUAAAUUUAGACUGAUUUUACAAAAUUCAUUUAAAAUGUUACAUACAAAAUAUUAAAUAGCAAUAUUAUUGUGAUAUCAGAACAGAAUACUAUGUUGGCAAUUUGUGUAAUGAAGUGACUUCUAUUUAUUACCAUUUAGGCUGCUAUUGUGAGAAUUAUGAAAAUGAGGAAGGUUCUGAAACACCAGCAGCUUCUUGGAGAAGUCUUGACUCAGUUGUCUUCAAGAUUCAAACCUCGUGUUCCUGUUAUCAAGGUAGUUUAAUGGUCAUAUAGCCCUGUUUAUAGGUACUACUGUUAAGGUAAUGUUUGUGUAAAUAAGGUAGCAAGACUGAACGAGGCACCGCUAUGUUUCUUACGGUCACCUUUGUUAUUUAGGAAAUAUAUAAUGAAUUAAACCUAAUAGACCUUGGUAAUCUCUCUGGGAUUCCCAGGAUGCACUUUAUCUCCAUGAAUGGGCCAUGAGGAAAUGAUUACCAAAGUCUGCACCUGCCAGAGGUGUAUACUUUACACUUCCCCUCUAGACCGCCAGGGAAUUUGACCUCACACUGGACCACUGGGUGGAGGGAGGCAGACAAACACAUACAGCCAGUACACAUCAGAGACAUAAAUUACAAGCACAUAGCACACACCACACAAACUGUGGGGGAGGACAAAGGACACUAGACCUUUUCUAUUCAGACAUGGACAUUGACAGGGUGAUUCACUAAGCUCUAAAUUUUCCCAAGUUUAAUCAGAUUGACUAAACUGAGGCAAAAAUAGCCAGCUGUGGCUAUAGCUGAACUGGAUAAUUUUUUCAGAUCAACUAUUUUUACCUGAGGUUUUUUCCAUACAGAUUUAAUUUGAGAAAAUUGAGUGUUUGGUGAAUAAUUCCUGUCAAUGUUCAGGUCUAGGCAGAGUCCCUAAAAUUUCUAAUUUAAAAUUGUGUGCCAGGACAAGUAGAUUGGACUUGCACAUUAGUCUCUCGGACAAGUAAAUAACUGACUUUUACAGUGCUCAUUUUACAUUUUUCUUGUAUUGCUCACAUUAAGAUAUAUUCGUUAUUGAUAAUCUAGCAUUAAGAGAUCUUCAUACAUGUGAUGGAUUUUUUUUUUUCUUCCAGAAAUGCAUUGACAUUCUUAUAGAGAAGGAGUAUUUGGAGCGUGUGGAUGGAGAAAAGGACACCUACAGUUACCUGGCUUAAAUAAAUUUUUAUACAUAUAUUUAGCAAUUGACCGAGUGGUAAAACUUCAUUUGUGUGACCCUCGGCAGAUAGUAAAAGUUAUGUGAUGGAAAGAAUGGAGACACAACUGAACUUCAUAGGAGCCAAUAUGCUGCCACCUGGUUAACCUCUUAACACCAGGAAUAGGACUCCCAACAAGCCAGCCUCGGAUAUACAUCUGUACUGCUCAGGACUGAUAACAUUUCAAGCAUGUAAAUAUGGAAAUAUGGACACCAGUGCCCUUUAAUUUAAGAACAGAGGGGAGUCUGUACCCAUACAGAACAGAAGUUUGCAUGCUAGCACCUCCCUUCUUUUAAAUCAAUACAUUUUGGCUGUACAGGCAACCAUUAUCGGUGAAGACAGUCCCUAGAUAUAUUGGCAGCGCACACUAAAAGUUUGAAUGGACCUAAUGUAAUCUGCUAUGAAAAUCCCAUUUGUAUAGUGUGUUUCAUUUUUUUAAUGUGUGAAAAAUAAAAACAGAAAAAAUAUCACUUUCUGUACAAGUUUCUUUUUUCUUUUUUUUCUUCCUAAAUGUAAAUAAAAAGAUACAAUUACGAAAA